CUAUUCGCGAAAACAACCUGAGCAGUUUAUGCAUAUUGUAUUUUCUUGUCAGCACUCAAUACUGUCGAGGUCAGCGAGACAUGCUUUAUCCGGGUGAGAGAUAGAGUUAACAUGGCGGAUCAUGCUCAUGAUUCUUCUCAAUCCUCAAGAGAGCAUCAUGAAAACGGCGUCGAUAAAAGUCACGAACAAGAAACAACAAGACUACCAUUCCAUCCUGCCUCGCGCGCAUUAUGGAACUUUUCCACCCAAUGGUUUCUCGUCCCACAAGGCACGGGCAUCAUCGCUUUAAUCCUUCACCAAUUGAACUAUCAAUUUAGUGGGAUCGAGGUCAUCUCCGUGGUAAUCUGGAUAUACACCAUUAUCUUGCUUGCGCUAUGUUUGUUUGCCUACCUCCUCCGCGUGAUUCUUUACCCUCGACAUGUUGCUCGCGUGCUGAGGACGAGUAUCGUUGAAACCGCAUGCCUUGCUAGUGUACCCAUUACCUUCACCUCAAUCAUACAGAUGACGACGCUCGUCCUGGUACACUCAUGGGGCAAGGCAUGGGCAAUUGUGUCAUUCGUACUAUGGUGGAUCAAUACCGGUUUGGUGCUGGUAGCGGUUAUGGUUAUCCCGUAUGUCUUCGUCAAGGUCCAACCUCCAGGCGUCAAGGCCAUUUUACCGUGUGUGCUACUACCAUUAAUUUCAGCGUUGACAUCUGCUGCCGGCGGUGGUGUCCUCUGCGUAUACGGACAAAUAAGCCCACGUCUCCAAGUCCCCAUUAUCAUCGUUUCAUACCUAGAAAUUGGUCUUGCGCUUCCAAUGGCACUCGGAUUGAGUGAGAUAUUUGCGACUCGCCUCUUCGACCGCUCCUUCCCUAAGCUCGAACAAAUAUACCAAGACAUGAUCCUCUGUGGCCCAUUUGGACAAGGUAGUUUUGCAUUCCAAGUUCUCGGACAGGCAGUUUUAAAAGGCGCCUUUGCAGAAUACAAUCGUGGCACCUUUCUUACAGCUCAAGCCACACAACCUGUUGCAUUUGCGAGUCAUUUCGCAGGUCUGCUUUCUUGGGGAUAUGGGACUUUUUGGUGGUGUUUUGCGAUUAUCAGUAUAGUGCAUACGUUUAUCUCGCAGCCGGGUGGGAUCAGGGGGUCACAUUUUACUAUGUCGGCUUGGGCGUUGGUUUUUCCGUGGGGCGUUUAUACAAAUGGAGCUGUACAGCUGGGAAGGAUUAUGGAUGCGCCAGCAUUCAAGGUGUGGUCUACGACACUUUUUAUAUUGAUACUUGUCAUUUGUAUCGCGCUUCAUAUUUUCACUAUCAAAGGCCUUAUUACCGGAAAAGUAUUGGGUCUUGCGCAUGGUUGGAGGAAGGGUGCUUAUAGGGACGACAUUGGUGAUAAGGAUGUUUGAUAUAUAGAUUGAUACGCUACAUUUGAGAUGAACUUUGAGCUCUUGCUCUUCACUGAUAC
This is a messenger RNA of Aspergillus ruber CBS 135680, 1442 nucleotides long. Its product is annotated as putative malic acid transport protein. Gene Ontology annotation, biological process: sulfite transmembrane transport; transmembrane transport. NCBI's taxonomy places the organism in Eukaryota, Fungi, Ascomycota, Eurotiomycetes, Eurotiales, Aspergillaceae. The coding region runs from base 112 to 1383 and encodes 423 amino acids. Gene Ontology annotation, molecular function: sulfite transmembrane transporter activity. The transcript is spliced from 2 exons. Gene Ontology annotation, cellular component: plasma membrane. The record is from RefSeq and is a predicted model, not a curated record.